Messenger RNA from Anopheles aquasalis, 1761 nucleotides. Its product is annotated as UDP-glucuronosyltransferase 2B7. Gene Ontology annotation, molecular function: UDP-glycosyltransferase activity. NCBI's taxonomy places the organism in Eukaryota, Metazoa, Arthropoda, Insecta, Diptera, Culicidae. The record is from RefSeq and is a predicted model, not a curated record.
GACGACGGUCAGUUGAGGUUCCGGUCCGGUGUGCGCGCUACUAGCAUUGAGAUGAGGUGCUCCAUCGUUUCGGUUGUGGCCGUGUUGGCGUGCGUUGGGAUUUCGCAGGCUGCUAACGUUCUCUUUAUGUCCGGAGUUCCGUCACCGAGUCACUAUAUAUGGCUGCGACCACUGAUCAACGAGAUGGGCCGGCGAGGACACAACGUUACCGUGCUGAGUGCCGAUAUUGAGAAGCGUCCUCCGGCGAAUGUGACCUACGUUCAUCUGGAAAACUUCUACAGCACCAUGUACAACACUUCGAUGAGGCAAAAAAUGGACUUUUUCAAAAUGGCAAACGAAAGUCCGGUCACGAUGUUGACUCUGUUUGACGAAUUCGGUCUGAAUCUGUGCGAAGCCGCACUCAAAUCGGAAGGAAUGCACUCUGUGCUCGAUUACCCGAAGGACUUCAAGUUCGAUCUGUUCGUGAGUGACUUCAUGAUAGGGCCGUGCAUCACUUCGAUGAUACUGCACCGGUUUAAAGAUGUGCCGUACAUUCCGUCCUCUCCGUACAAUGCUCCAUCGACGGCAGCGGCCGUCCUGGGGGCCUAUACUUACUCCGGUCUCGUACCGAACCACGUGUACGAUGUGCCGGAAGCGAUGAGCUUCGUGGAGCGCAUCAAAAACCUGUACUACGAUCUGUACGAGAUUAUUCUGCACGAAACGUUCCUACACCCGGAGGCGGACCGGAUACUGCGCAAGCUCUACCCGGACGCACCGAGCACCAAGUCGUUCUACCGGAAUGUUCGGGUGUCGCUGAUCAACGUCAAUCCCGCCAUCCAGUACAAGGAACCGAUGAUGCCGAACAUGAUCUCGGUGGGGGGGUUGCAGAUUCAGAAACCAAAACCCCUGCCAGAGGAUCUACGGCAGGUGGUGGAGGGAGCACGGAAUGGGUUUAUUCUGUUUUCCCUCGGAAGUAACGCACGCAGUGAUCUGCUUGGUCCGGAGCGGAUCAUCAACAUACUGACCGCGAUGGAGCGGUUGCCUCAGUAUCGGUUUCUGUGGAAGUUUGAAUCGGACGAAUCGAAGCUACCGAUGGCGGUGCCGAAGAACGUGUACAUCCGUGCCUGGAUGCCGCAGAACGAUCUGCUCGCCCAUCCCAACAUCAAGCUGUUCAUCACGCACAGUGGACUGCUGAGCACCCAGGAGGCCAUCUGGAACGGGGUGCCAAUCAUUGGGUUUCCCGUGUUUGCCGAUCAGUUCCGGAACAUUAACUACUGCGUGGAUGUAGGCAUCGGUAAGCGGCUCUCGAUACAGAGCUUCCAGGCGAGCGAACUGGUGGCGGCCAUUAAGGAGAUUUUGGGUGAACCAAAGUAUGCCCAGCGGAUGGCACAGGUUUCGCGUGUUUUCCGCGAUCAACCCGAGAGUCCACUCGAGCGUGCGGUGUGGUGGUGCGAGUGGGUGCUGCGCAAUCCGGACUCGAAUUUGCUGCAAUCACGGGCCGUCUAUCUGAGUUGGUUCACAAAGUAUUCCUACGACGUGAUGCUGUUUGUGGUUGUGGUAGUUUUGCUACUCGCGAUUGCUCUCUGGAAGGCGAUUGGUUUUGUGAGCAAAUUCCAGCUCGGUCGGAGCGCGAAAUCAAAAGGUGAUUAACGAAAGGCACCAUUAGAAGAACACACACCAACACACACUUAGCAAGUAAGAUACUGAAGAGUACAAGAUCUGCUGGAUGCGGUCGCUUAGGAUUAAAGAAAAUAAAACGUUCUACGUUUCCCAGUUACACAA